AUGGUGAAAGUCCAAGCCGAAAUCAUCACUAGCUUAUGCUCUGACCCGAGUAGCAUGGGGCACGUGAAAUCCUGUGUGAAUCAGCAAGGACCACCUUGCAAGGCUAAAUACUCCUGGGUGACCGAUAAUAAAGCAGUGGCUUGGUUAAGGGAAACCACCGGAGCCGUAGCGAAAGCGAGUCUUCAUAGGGCUAUUGUCACUGCUUAUGGACCCAAACCUGGCGGUGAAAUGCCAAUCGAACCCAGAGCUAGCUGGUUCUCCCUGAAAUGCGUUGAGGCGCAGCAGUUGACUGGACAUCUAGGGGUAAAGCACUGUUUCGACGCGGGCCGCGAGAGCGGUCACAUCCAUUACUAUAUCAAUGACGAUAAUAACAAAGACGAUAUCGCCACCAGUUACGCCUCCACUGAUGAUGCUAUUCUGAUUAACUUCGGCAUGAACUGCAACCGCAAGCAUAAACAAGAAAGUAGAGAAAUGGGGUUGGAGAGGAAUCUAAAGCCUAAUGAUAUGGCUUAUGUUGCAGUUGCUACUGCAGCUUCUUUAGUAGCCUCUCACUGCCUUGAAAUUGCAGAAUAUAUGGGAGCUGAACAUGAACAGAUUGCAACCGCAGUCGACUCGGCUAUUAAUGCGAAAACGAAUGGAGAUAUUAGGACUCUUACAGCUGGAGCAGCAACAUCCUUGCGUGGAGCUGCAACUCUAAACGCGCGUCUAAAGAGGGGGAUUAGAGCUACUACGAUUCCCCCGAUUGAGGAUAAGUGUGGCGAAGCCAAAAAAGCAAGCAUCUUGACAGCACUGGACUUUGUCUUUCAAGGAGGUGUACUUCUCAAACGUACAAGAAAAUGUAAUUGGUUGAAGAACAAAUAUCUACAUUCAUUAACAAAUCACGUUUUCAGAUUUUGA
Molecule: messenger RNA, 897 nt
Organism: Vicia faba (fava bean)
Lineage: Eukaryota; Viridiplantae; Streptophyta; Magnoliopsida; Fabales; Fabaceae
Source: the annotation of a GenBank genome assembly